CGUGGGGCCGUGAGCCGUGAGUGGGGCGUGUUCGGCAGAGUUGGGUGGGUCAGCGGGCGGCCGGCUGCCGGGCAGACUCGACCGAGACGCUGCGCAGGGCGCAGGGCGCCUCUCCGCUGCACACUGCACCCCGAGACACUGAGUGGAUAUUUGGUGAUCGUGAGGAGCUUGGAAUACCUGGCGCUGUCACCAUCGCUUUGGUCCGUGUUCUCUGACAACGGUCGGAGAUCACGACUCCGUGGACUGCGGGGAAUGCUCGCCCGGGCUGUCAGCUCGGAGCCCUGCCUACGUCGUUAGCUGGCAUGGCCGCUGGCCGCGUCUGCCUCCUGCUGACGGCGGCGGUGAUCGUGACGCUGUGUCCGCCAGCCGCAGGCGCGAGGAAAGCGAUGCUCAGCCGAACGACCAAACGGGGCAUCAAAGGCCACUCUCACGAUUCUCAUGACAUUCGCCGGACGCACAAAUAUGUGAUGAGCCGUUGGCUGGGUGUGAUCGUGGUCCGGCCGGCGCCCUGUCCGGUCGGACAGCAGAUUGACAUGCUGGGCCGCUGCCGGCCAGUGGUGGUGCGCGGCAGGGCGCCGCCCCGGCCCCGUCUGCCAGCCCUCUUCAUCAGCGAGUUCGGCCAGAGCUACAGCGACUACGACUCGCACGCGCCGCGCGACCGGCCCACCCGGCUGGCCCGGCUCGACAACAGCGUGGUGGCGGAGCGGGAGACGGACCACGACGAACUGCGCUACCGCUAACGUGUGGAGAGAGAGAGAGUCUUAGGGACUGGGCCAGUAAUGUGACAGCAGACGUGCCGGGAUGAAGUGAUCCUGCCGUCUUAUAUGUGCAACAGAGCUCCCGUUAGUUGUUGGUGGGGAUGAAUGUGUAUAAUUCACUUGUUAAUACAAGGGUAUUUCAACCUCUAAAUGGGCAUGUGUUUUGUAUUGCUAUCGGGGAAAAUUUUGAUAAUGCCUCAAGGUUAUGUCUUAAGAAUGGGUAUAUUUUAAUGUCUUACUAAAUGUAUUUUCUAUGGUUAUUAAAACUUCAUAAUGUCCGUUUUCCAACGAUGGUUCGGUGAUCGGGUUGCGCGCUAAACGGUCCAUUAUCUAAUGCAAAAAUAAAAGGCUGGAACA
Molecule: messenger RNA, 1115 nt
Organism: Amphibalanus amphitrite
Lineage: Eukaryota; Metazoa; Arthropoda; Thecostraca; Balanomorpha; Balanidae
Exons: 4
Coding region: 303-740 (145 amino acids)
Source: RefSeq, a predicted model, not a curated record